Linum tenue is the source of this 1853-nucleotide messenger RNA. The record is from the annotation of a GenBank genome assembly. NCBI's taxonomy places the organism in Eukaryota, Viridiplantae, Streptophyta, Magnoliopsida, Malpighiales, Linaceae.
UAGGAGCUUAGCACAAUGGCGUUUUGGGAAGGUUAUGUGAGUGACGAGACAAUGGCGACCUUUGCUCCCAUUGUGGUUUACUGGCUCUACGCUGGCUUCUACCAGAUAAUGUUGCCUUCAAAGCUUCUGAGCAAAUAUCGACUGCAUACAAGGGAAGAAGAAGAGAAGAAGAACUUGGUGCCAUUGUCAAGUGUGAUCAAGAGGGUUCUGAUUCUUCAGUCUUUGCAGAUAGCAACCGCGCAUUUCUACUUCUCGUUAACGUCAACUGACUUCACGUCACCAAAGACCAUCCAACACUCCGUUCCGAUUCAAAUCUUGCAAAUCGCAGUAGCGAUGUUCGUGAUGGACACAUGGCAGUACUUUGGCCAUCGAUACAUGCACCACAACAAGUUCUUAUACCGUCACGUACAUUCCCACCACCACAGGCUAGUUGUGCCUCAGGCUGUCGGAGCCAUGUACAAUCACCCGCUCGAGGCUCUCCUGCUCGACAUGGGAGGAGGUGUUGCCUCUCUGUUAGUCUCUGGAAUGACUCCGAGAACAGAGGCAAUUUUCCUUUGCCUUGCUUCUGUAAAAGGUGUGGAUGAUCAUUGUGGAGUUUGGUUCCCUCCGCACAGUGUUUUUCCUUUGUUAGUUGCUAAUCGUUCUGCCUAUCACGACGUUCAUCAUCAGUCUCGUGGCGGAAAGUACAACUUUUCGCAACCCUUCUUUUCCUUCUGGGACAGACUUAUGGGGACUCACAUGCCCUAUGUUGUCUUGGAGCGCCCUGGAGGAGGCUAUGAAGCAAAGAUGGUGAUGAAAGAGUAAAAGUGGUCAGGUGGUGAAUUUGUAUUAUGGUUUGAAAGAGCAUGUGAGUUCAAAUAUUGUAUUGAAAUGCCACAGAAAGCAACUCCACAUCUCAUGGUUCAAGCUCCAGAAACUCGUCAUAUUUUACAGAGUUCAAAAGGCCACAGAAAGCUGCAAUCACUAAUAUACAACAUGAUGACACAAUGAAAGGACAUCAGCCAAUAUCUUCCACAACAAAUUUACCAUUACCCAACCGGCUCCUAUAUGUGAUAAAUGGUCAGACAGACUUAAACAAACAAUUCUAUUUUAACUCCCUCUAUGAAUUCUGGCAAAAACCCCCCAAUCCACAAGUUAAAAGACCUGCUGUAAGAGAUAAGUAAAAGACCACAAACUUUCACAAGUUGCAACUAGUCUUUCAUCAGCUUAGCCUCAUAGCCUCCCUCGGCUCGCUUCACCAGAACGUAGGGCAUAUGAGUCCCCAAGAGCUUGUCCCAUAAGGGGAAGAACGGCUGGGAGUAGUUGUACUUUGUACCUGGGAGCUGGUGAUGGAUGUCGUGGUAGGCAGAGUUGUUGGCGAAGAACAGAUGGAAGAUAUUGCCAGGCAACCAAAGGCCACAGUGAUCGUCGACUGUUUUUACCGUGGCAAAGCAGAAGAAAAUUACCCCCGUUCUUGCGGUCAUCCCAGAGGCAAGGAAAGAGAUUGCACCUCCAACUGUGUCCAGCAAUAGACCCUCCAGGGGGUGAUUGUAAAGGGCUCCAAUGGCCUGAGGGACGACCAAACGAUGGUGUUGAGAAUGUACAUGGCGGUAUAGGAAUUUGUUCUGAUGCAUGUAGCGAUGAACAAAGUACUGCCAUGUGUCCAUCACAAACAUUGCUAGAAUGAUCUGGACAAUCUGGAGAGGAACGGCAGGUUGGAUGACAACCUCGGAUGCAGCUGUAGUUGAUGUCAACUGCAAGUAAUAGUUAACGGUUGAGUAGUUAGUCAUUAGUAAUUACAAGAAGUAACCCAGUUUGAGAUGAGCUUCUAGCUUAUCUUCUAGUUUAAACUAUCUGGUAUAGAUAUCUUAAUC